AUAAUUUUUUAAGAACUCAUAACUAAGAACUUUUUAUCUUUCUUUCUCUCAACUAUGUUCUUAUAUCUACUUCUAAAACCAAUUUUUUAUUGUCUCCUAAGCCAACUCUUUGUGCAUACGAUUUAUCCUGAGAUCUAUUAUGAUAUGAUAGAUCCAGGGGCAGAUGUAAGAAGGGAGUAGAGGGGUCAGUUGACCCCAUCUCAUUUUUUAAAAUAUAUGUAUUCUUGUAGAUAAGUAAUGUGCUGAUCCCAUAAAAAUAUUAUUUCUAAUCCCACAAAAAUUUAAACAUACCAAAAAGUAAAUGAUAAAAUUUAAUUACCUAAUUUUGAUCCCGGUAAGAAAAAGUUCUGGCUCCGCCACUGGAUAGAUCAUAGAUACAUGAUAUGAUAUCAUGGAUCUACCAGUUUCACUGGCUUGAACGUUUUGUAGAGCUUCACUGGUUGAAACUUCAACUUCAUGCACAACGUCUCACGCGAGUGAGAAGAGAGACGUGAGAACCGGGCAAUAAGCCACGCUCUCUUUGUUUGAUAUUUUGUUACAGAUCCCUAUAAUAUUUUUUGGAUGUUUCAUAAGAGUUUGCAAGUACACAUGACUAGCGUUGUUAAUUACCAAUAAGUAUUUUGCUAGGAAGAACAAGAGUUGUUAAUCAAGGGUGAAUCUAUCUUACAUAUAAAACUUGUCCUAGGAUGUUUGUAAAUAACAUGAUGGUCCUCGGGAGUUUUAAACGUUUUCACCUAAAUACAACUACAAAGGUAGAUCGAUUUUAUUUAGGUCAAGUUUAAAACUCUUAACAUUUGCUAACUGUAAAACGACACUAUUUGCUAAACUGUUUUGUAUAUCGGAUUUUUUUUUUGUAACAAGAAACGGAUAAAUUUUGCAAAUAGCCGUGAUAGAAUGUCAUCAAAGACACCAGAUAUAUGCAGAUUAAUUUAUUUUCGGAUAUGCUUAUUGAUGUAUCUAUAAUUUGUUGUUAAUUGUACAUGAUUAAUAAUAUUUGCUUGCUUCUGCUCUAUAAAAGUAAAGCAAGAACAGCCGGAUAUUUGAUAACAAGGUAAAGAAAAACAUCAACUCGCUAGAGGUUUUUUGGGUUUAUUAUCUCAAAAGUCUCUUGUUUGAAUUUACAGAAAAGGAGGUCAACGUUAUUGAUCUUUUUGAGAGUAAUCUUUAAGCAGAUCUCAUCUUAACCUAAAAUAUGUCAACAUAAUUUUUUUUUUAAAAAAAAAUUGUUUUUGCUAAAAGUUUUCCAAACUGAAGUUCCACGAAAAGGGACAUGUUGUUAAUGCAUAUUGUGGCUAGUAUGUGUUCGAGUGCAUGUAUAACAUGUAUGAGCAUAAAGUAAAGAACACAUAGAGAUUUGUUAACGGGGUUCGUUUUCUACAUCCCCGGGACCACGUCCAGAAACCAUUUACUAGAAAAGGCCGGAACCUACAAUUGCUAUAUGGUAUCCGGCACACACACUUGUGCCUACCACUCUUAUCUAGUUUACAAUGGUUAGAGCAACUACUACUCAUUGUUAUUAUGAAGAGCAUAGUUCUCUAUAACUAAACCACCAACAGAUCUCGCCAUCUGCCUGGUGGGACGACGCCACACACCUGUGUGCCUCUCUCAAGAAUACCCUGGGCGCGUGCCUUUUUUCUUUGACGGCCUCCUGGUAUUUAUCUGAUUGCCAAAACCCUAAACCUAGGACUUUUAGCAAUCUUUCCUUUUUCUUCUCUUAAGAAUAAGGAAGUUCUUCCUCAUCUUAAAUAUAUAACUUAAGAUGUUUAUCCAACUCAAUAGCCACGUCUUGGCUUGUAUAAGUCGAGCCCAUGUUAUCCACUUCUGUAUUUCAGUAGUCGCCUCACAGCUUAGCUUCCUGAAUGACUUCAUGUACCACUUCUUGUACUACUUCCUGUACUACCACGUCUUUUAAUUUGGCAUAUAUCAUGAUCACUUCUGAUAGCUUCUCAAGCCAGUCAGCACUACAUCUUCACAUGUUAGAUAAUCUGCACUUCCAACAAAAAAAAAGGUUAUAUCCACGAGUGUUUUCACUACUACCCAGUAAUUGCUUUUUGAAAAUUGGUGCCAAAACUCAAGUUAGAUUCUAAACUAGGAAAAUGAACACUUUAAAGAAAAGAUUCUGAAUCUGUCAAAUCUUUCUUAUAGAACACAAUGUGUUUUUUUUAAACAGUGAACACAAUGUUUAGUGUUCAAUUUAUAAUCCUUAUUAGAAUCAAAUUUGAGUUAUGGUACCAACUUCCACCGCCAUUAUAUAGAAAAAAACACUCGUAGAUAUAACCGUUUUUGUUGGAAGCGCAGAUAAUCGUUUUGGAAUCAAAGCUUCAUGCAAUUGAUCAAUCAUGUCCUCUUUUACGUCGCCUUAAUUUAGAAAUAAAUUCACUACCAAAACAUUUUUAGAAAAAGGUAUACUGAAAUUUGUGGAAGUUUUAUAACGAUCUGAGAAAAUAAAGCUGUCAUUGCUAGUAAAACUUCACACACUUGUCGAUUGGCACAUGUUAUAUAUAUCUUAUGAAAAACGUCUCUGGCAAGUAAUCUGCACAUGUUAUAUUUUGCUAGUAUUCUAUCAUUUCGUUCAUUUCUAAGUAUUUUGCUAAAGAACUGUCGCCUAAGGGAGAAUAUAGUCUCAUUAUGUAUGAUGGAUUGUCACUUGUUUGGCUUAAGUUCCCUUUAGCAAAAUGUUGAUUACUAAUGGAGCAGAGAUUGGAUCAUAUACAGUGAUACUCCCACAUUCAUACAACAAUCAGAACAAGACAGAUACAUCCUUAAGUAAAAACUUUCAUCUCUCCCUAAUUGUUAUCCCCUUCGAUUCAGCUUUAUAUUAGUUUAGUGGUUUGGUAAUGAUUUGUUGAAUCAGUGUCUUAUACAUAAUCCAGAUAAUGGUGGUGAUCUGAGACGUCACCUGGAGAAGUUAGUAGAAGCUGAAAAAGUUCAAGAUUUCAUCAAGAAGAACCAUUUUGGACAAGAAGCUAUUUCGAAACCAAGUGAAUCUUGGGAGUUUUAUAGAGAGGCCAUUGGUAUGCACAUACAUAUACGCAUUUAGAAAAGCUGGUAGAGAAGAGAGAAUUGGUGCAUGAGCGUAGCUGAAAUGAACAUAGAUGUUGUUAGAGCUUCUGUUUUGGUUCAUGCCUUAGAUUUGCAGAGCUUUAUUCUCAGAGCUCGAGUGCUUACACUUUACAGACAAGCAUUGAAGAUAGCUCAGAGAGCUCCUCCUCAUGCUAGAGAUUCGUGUUCUUGUAUAUUGAUGGGACGAUGUUGGUUCGCUUAAUGUUGAAGCGCUUUGCGAGUUGUAUAUCGAUGGGACGAUGACCGUGAAACCGGGUACGCAGACCGUGUCAAUUGUUGGGUCGAACCGGUUUGGUCUAUACGGGUCGGAAUUUGGGUGGGGAAAACCGGUUGGCUGUGAGACUGUGUUCAUUGACUGUGACGAAGCGUUUUCUAUGUCUGAGAGGAGGGAUGAGCCUGGUGUUGUGGAAAUUGAGGCCUUUGUUUGAAAAAGUGUGAGAUGGAUUUGUUUGUUUUUCUAUUUCAAAAUGGUUUGAUAAAUUAAACAUUUUAUUAUUUGGCUUUUAAUAAUUGGUUAAAAGAUUAAACAUUUUCUAUCAUUGCCUGCAACUGUAACCUUGCAAACUUUUGAUAGUGGUUAUUAGUGAAAAGUAGUAUUGUGUGAUGAUCUUCAGUUUGCACCUUAAUAUUAGAUUUACAAAAAUAAGAAGCCCACAAAUAUGUUUGCUCAAAAGAAAAGAAAAGAAAAAAAGAGAAGUCCACAAAUAUGCAUAUGUUUUAAAUUUACUGAAUUUAAUUUUUUACGGGUUAAAAUUCCAGUCAAAAACAGAAAAUAACACACACAACUUUGAUUAGGUAAAAAGUAAGUAAAUUUUAACUAAUAUCUUCUACAUCAUGGAUUAGCAACAAAGUAUAUUAUUGAGUGCUGCAAGGAAUUGUGAGAUCAUUUCUCCAUUAUCUGCUACUUUUUUAUAUAUUUUUCCCUUAUAGGUCCGGCCUAUUAUGAAUAAUUACCUAAAGUUAAAGAUGUCUGGCGUCCCUUCAAAGUCGAACCCCCAUCCUGAAACUUAAGAAAGACGCACAUAAUCAUAAAAUACGUGGAACGAUUUGUCAGUAUUAUUGCGACAACUUGUCCUAUGGACCCUAUCGAUCCCGGAGACCCCAGGUUCACAGUUCUGUAAGGCACCAAUUUUAAUCCCUCAUAGGUGAAUCUUCACUGAUUUUUCCAUGUAGGUUAUUGAUACGCUUGACGUUACUCGAACCCAAGAACUCACCCUUUAACAAUUCUCACACAGGACAAGCUGCCACCAAUUGAAAUAUAAAUUAAUUGGUGACAUCUUGUCAUGUGGAAGAAUUAUUAAAGAGUGAGGUCUUGGGUUCGAGUAAUGCCAAGCGCAUCAAUAACUUACUGGGGGAGUCCGUGAGGAUUCACAUGUGAGGAGUUAGGAUCGGUAACCUGCAGGACUGUGAGUCUGGAGUCCAUGGGAUCGGUAGAGUCUACAGGCAAAGUUGCACAAAAAAUCAAUUUUUAUGUGACAACCCAUCCCGCGGACGUUGUUUAAUAGUCCUGUAGGACACCGAUCCUAACUCCUCACAUGUGAGUUUUUCCUGACUCUCUCAUAUAAAUUACUGAUGUGCUUAAUAUUCUUCGAACCUAAGACCUCACAUUUUAAUAAUACUCUUACAGGACGAGCUCGCGGAGGUCCGAGAAAACGGGAUGGAUUGUCACAAUUAUGCCCUUAAUUCUUUAGUCUAAUGCGGUGCCUAAGCACCAUCUUUCCCGGCCCUGUAUAUAUUACUUUUUUUUGGUAAAUUACACGUAACAAAGUAUUAGAAUUCAAAUGUUUUUUUUGUUGACUAUCAUUUUCCGACAGAAUAUAUCGCUUUCCAGAGUUUUUUUUGUCUGUGCACUUCAUAAUUUGGUUUGAUUGCUUUGCUUUGCUUAGCUUAGCUGUUGUGAUGCAAUGAGAGAAAGACAAAUGUGUGAAUGUCUGGAACGUAAACGUGUCAAACACACAGAGGAAUGACGCCAACAGAUUUUGGCAAGUUGGGUUAAGAGUGGCCUGAAUCUGAUCUGUUGUCAUUCUUAGUGAUCAAAUAAUUUAUUUUAUUUAAAAGUUUUCUAUUUAUGUCAAAAUUCUUAUUUAAUAAAUAUUAAUAUGAAUUUCUAACUAAAUAAUAUUCUCUCUGUUUCAAAUUAAUUGUUGUUAUAGAGUAUAAUUUUUUGUUUCAAAAUAAAUGUCGUUUUAGAAUUUUAAUGUAAAAUUUAUUGAUAAUAUUUUCUAUUUCUUUUUUCUUUUUUUUUCUAAGAAAUUUUUUUUUGCUAAGAAUAUUUCAUUUUUCUAUUGAUUGAAAUAUAGUUAUGUGUAUUGAUAAUGAUGUUUUUUAUUUUGAAAAUAUGUAAAAUUAAAUAUUUUUAAUAUGUGUCUAUAAACCUAAAAUGAUAACUAAAAUGAAACAGAAAGAGUACUAUAAGUUGUAAGAGUUUUUUUUUUGGUCAAACUAGUUGUAAGAGAUUUAAGUUAGAGAAAUCGAAAGGGAAAUGCUAUUGCUCUUCCGUAAAAUCACAACCAAGUAAAUUCUAUAAAUCAACUUGUCCAAAGAGAGAAGAGAGAAAACAUAAUGGGAACGUGGCCAAGCAGAAGAUAACUAGAAAACCGACACGUGACGACUUGAAGCUGCGACAAAUCUGACAACGUGAAUACAACUGAGAAUAUGACAUGUGUAUUAUUUUUGUGCGACGAGUCUGGUCUUUGUUUAUCGAUGUGUUUGAAUAUUUGGGAAAGCCACGUGGGUGCUCUAAAGUCAUUGACAGAAGUCUUCCAUGAUUCCACGUGUCGUUAAAUGCACCAAAUAAUGGGUACUUUCGGUAUAUUAAGUUUCUCUCAAUUAGACAAGACAGCUUGUAAGAUUGUAAUCUCUCUCGCUUCAUCUAUCUAUCUAAAUUCUCUCGGGCUCUUAAUUUUUUGGAUUUAAUUGUUUUUCCCAUAAUUUAUAUUUUAUAGUGUUCGUACGAGAUUUUCUGGAGAUUGUUAUAAAUUUGUGUGGGAAUUUUAUAAAUAAAAAGAAUCUUCGAAAAUUGUUAUUAGCUCUUAAUUUUCUUGGUACUUGAAUUGCUUUUUAUCAAGAAUAUGUUGAACAUGUCGGAAGCUGAGAAAAGGGCAAACGGAGAGAUCUACCGGAAUAUUCCCCGACGAGAUCUGUUGCAGAGUUUCAUGUCCAAGAAACAGAAACUGUCGGUUCAAGAAGGAGAGGUAGAGAUUGAGCUAGACUUAGGGCUUUCUCUCAACGGUAGGUUUGGUGUGGACCCACUUGCCAAUAAGAGGCUGCUCGUGCGGUCACCUUCGAUUCCUGACUUCGUGGUCAACGAUGUUAGAUCGGAGCUGAGUAGGACUUUCUCGUUGCCGGUGGAGACGGAAGAGUUGUUGAGGAAGAGGAAGGAGUUGCAGAGCUUGAGGAGGCUUGAGGCUAAGAGAAAGAGGUCAGAGAAGCAGAGAAACGCGAGGGAUCAGAAACACAAAGCUGACAAGAUCGUAGAAGAAGGAUCUUCCGGAAGUGGUUCCUCUGGUUUGUCCGAACUCGACAACGCCCCUCCUCCUCCUGUUCAAGCAACAACGAACAAGUCCAAAGAAACAAGCCCAUCAAGUGCUCAAUCUCUGCCGGCGGCUAGAAACAUUAUAGAAGACAUGCCAUGCGUGUCAACCACAGGCGAAGGACCCAACGGAAAAAAGAUCGAUGGGUUUCUUUAUCGGUACAUGAAAGGUCAGGAGGUGAGGAUUGUGUGUGUGCCACGGUAGCUUCCUAACGCCUGCAGAGUUCGUUAAGCAUGCUGGUGGACGUGACGUGACACAUCCCUUAAAGCACAUUGUUGUAAACCCAUCUCCCUUCUUGUGACCAUUAUGGUCUCUCUUUGGGACAAGUAUGUUUACCAAAUUGUUGUAUUCAUUCGGAACAAAUGUCACAACUCGAGGUGUAUAAACAUCAUUUUUUUCUAAAUCGUGGUUCCAGAUUUUUAUAGUAAAAAAAAAUUAUCUA
Molecule: messenger RNA, 7038 nt
Organism: Brassica rapa (field mustard)
Lineage: Eukaryota; Viridiplantae; Streptophyta; Magnoliopsida; Brassicales; Brassicaceae
Product: ninja-family protein AFP3
Biological process (GO): response to abscisic acid; negative regulation of DNA-templated transcription; signal transduction
Cellular component (GO): nucleus
Source: RefSeq, a predicted model, not a curated record